AUGGUAAGUGUAGUUUGAUUUCCCAGUCAGGUUGUUGUUCUCCGUCUGUCCACUAGAUGGAGGUAGCGCGUAUGCAAAACGGUUGCUCAGCUACCGACACAAACAGCCGAAGAAGAAGAUGAAGUAAAACGAUCCUGGUAGCUUAGCCCGAAUCUGUCUCCAAAUAUGUGAGAAAUGCAUUCAUGCAGCAGGGAUUUUCGAUGCACUUCUUUUAGUUUGCCCGCGGCUUUCUGCAUUCUGCGGCGGACUGUCACGCAGCUCCGGCCUCAGGCGGACUGUCGCCGCUUCUGGGACCCUUUGUUUUUGUAGCCAGGUCUAGCGUUAGCUAAUUUGGCUAGCGUCGACGCUGCUGUCCUCUCAGCACAACUGAUGUUGAUUCAUUGCUGCGGGGCAGUGAGUGAAAGCGCAAACACAAGGUAACUCUGGAGCAAGUAAACAGCCAUGUUUAUGCUGGUGUUUUAACUUCCUGGGAGUCUGGCGUCGGGCGGCGUUUCUGCAGUGCGCCCCACGCUAACGUUUGAUAAGUGGACUUAAACCGCGGCAUGCUUUAACAGAGCCUCUCUGUCGAAAUGUUAUUACAAGCUAAGGUUAGCUAACACACCCAGCGCUGCCAGCAGCGUGAGCCACGACGCGGAUGAGCUGGAGUCGCUGCCGUCUGCGCGCCUUGAGAUGGAGCAGCGCUCAGUAGCCGCCGAAAUGGACCUCCCUCUGGAGUUCACAUCAGCCUGACUCGUACCCACGUGAAAGGGGAAUCAUGUCUUGCAAAGCCGCCACCAAGGACAAGAAGUCGAGCUUCAGCAAGAAGCUGUUCCGACGAGGCUCGGUCCGCUCCGUGGGCAGUUUUAUGAGCAGAAUCCUGAGGACACUGACGGCGCUAUCGCACUUUGGAUCUGAAGUUCAAGCAGAGGAUGACAAAGAUGAUGGAGGCUUCACCACAUAUAAACCUGGAAGUAAAGAUGUGGCCAUGGACGAGGGGGAACUGGGGGGGUUCCUGUCUGGAGAGAGGGUCCCAGGAGUGUCAGGUCUCAAGAACCACGGCAAUACCUGCUUCAUGAAUGCAAUCCUGCAGUGCCUCAGUAACACGGAACUGUUUGCUGAGUACCUCGUUCUGGAGCACUAUAGAGGCGAGGAGGAGCUGGAUGAGGACAAACCAAAGACAAAUGGCGUCCAUCUGCAGAUGAAGGGACCUUUGGCCAAAGGGGAAGUUACAGAGCAGCUGUCUGGACUUGUGCGGGCUUUAUGGACGUUUGAGUAUACGCCGCAGCACAGCAGGGAUUUUAAGAAUGUUGUGUCAAAAAAUGCCACGCAGUUUAAAGGUAACGCUCAGCACGAUGCUCAAGAGUUUCUGCUGUGGCUGCUGGACAGAGUACACGAGGACAUAAACACCGUCAACCCAAACAUCAGGCCCCCCAUAAAGCCACCUAUUGAAGAAGAUGACCAAAGCAUAGAGGGACCGUCUCCUCCCCUCUCUGCUGGCUCAUUUGUACAAGAACUGUUUCAGGCGCAGUAUAGGUCUUCUCUUACUUGCCCACAUUGCCAAAAGCAGAGCAACACCUUCGAUCCCUUCCUUUGCAUCUCUUUACCAAUCCCACUACCACACACACGGCCCCUGUAUGUGACAGUAGUCUACCAGGGGAAGUACUCUCACUGCAUGAGGAUCGGAGUUGCUGUUCCCAUCAAAAGCACCGUCUACCGCCUCAGAGAUGCUGUGUCACGUGAGACCAAGAUCCCAAUGGACCAGUUUGUUUUAACUGAAAUGUACUAUGAUGGCUUUCACCGUUCCUUUUGUGAUGAUGACGAUGAUCUAGACAUCAUUCAAGAAAGCGAUUCCAUCUUUGCCUUUGAGACACCAGAGACCUUCAAACUGGAAAACAUCCGCACAAAAAGGGGAAGCCUUCUGGCAAAUCUGAAUCACAACAACUUGAAAUAUGGGACUGAAAUCAGCAGGACUCCGUCUUUCAUGCAGGGGGCCAUGACCCCUGUGACUGCAUCACCAAAUAAAAACCUGGGACCUGAGAAAAUGAUUCUUUUGGUUUGUAACCGAGCUUGUACCGGUCACCAGGGAAAAAGGUUUGGCCUGCCCUUUGUACUGUACAUGGAGCGCACUGUGACCUGGGAUACUCUGCAAAAAGAGAUCCUGGAGAAAAUGCGUCAUCUUUUGAGGCCUGGGGUCUACAUUCAGGUGGGACCUUUCAGUCUUCGGGUGGUUGGCGUCGUUGGUAUCACCUACCUCCUUCCCCAAGAUGAGAGACCACUGUGUCACCCAACUGUGGAAAGAGCAUUCAAGUCCUGUGGACAAGGAGGGCCACCGCAUGUGAAGAUUGUGGUAGAGUGGGACAAAGAGACCAAGGACUACCUGUUUGGACACACUGAGGAGGAGUACAUCCCUGACGCAGAGAGCGUGUAUCUGCACAGGGAGCAGCAUCAUCAGCCACAGGCCUGCACCCUUGCUCAGUGUUUUCAGCUGUACACAAAGGAAGAGCAGCUGGCCCCAGACGAUGCCUGGCGAUGUCCUCAUUGCAAGCAGCUGCAGCAGGGCCGCAUUAAGCUCAGCCUGUGGACUCUGCCCGAUGUGCUCAUUUUGCAUCUCAAGCGAUUCAGACAGGAGGGAGACCGUAGAGUGAAGAUGCAGAACAUGGUGAGGUUUCCCCUGAUGGGCAUGGACAUGGCACCGCAUGUGGUUAAGAGAAGUCAGAGCAGCUGGAGUUUGCCCUCCCACUGGUCACCGUGGAGACGACCGUACGGUCUGGGAAGAAACCCCGACGACUACCUCUAUGACCUGUAUGCUGUUUGCAACCAUCAUGGGAAUAUGCACGGUGGUCACUACACAGCUUACUGCAAGAACUCCAUUGACGGUCAGUGGUACUGCUUUGAUGAUAGUGAAGUCUCCCCAAUAGCGGAUGAUGCCGUGUGUCAGCAGACUGCCUACAUACUGUUCUACCAGAGGAGGACAGCGAUUCCCUCCUGGUCGGCCAACAGCUCUGUUGCUGGAUCCACCAGUUCAUCAUUGUGUGAUCACUGGAUCAACAGGUUGCCUGGUAGCAGACCCGCUAGCUUAGCCUCCGGAGCCUCGUCCAGACGCACCUCUCUGGCUUCACUGGCUGAAUCUGUAGAGUUCCCGGUAGAACGUAAUGAGGAUGAUGGAGGAUUCUCUGUUCGUCCUUUUGUAAGGAGUAUUCAGCGUCAGAGCCUGUCCUCCAGAUCGUCCAUCGCCAGUCCUCUGGCCUUCAGUGACAGUAGCAUAAAGCCGUCUUGGUCUCUCUCUGCCAAGUUGCACAUGAGAUCCAAUUCCCCCUCACGUUUCUCUCUCGACUCUCGGUGUUCACCACCACUAGAGAGGAUAGGAGAGGCCUGUGACGACAAGGUUUCCACGUCUUGCUUUGGCAGCUAUAGUAGACACGAACGCUAUUUUGGCAGCAGGACUCCCCUGUCCAUGAUGGAGAGCAACUUCAGUGAGCAGGACAACAAUAAGCGCUUCCUCGACAUGAUGUACUGCAGGGCUCCCACUCCAGUGGAAAAGAAGAGCACGAAGACUGAGCCAACUGAAAACAACAACCAGAUCACCGCUAUAGACCAAAACAUACUAUCCACUCAAUCCACUCCCUCUAAAGAACAGAAACGCAAGAGCAGUAUCGGAGGAUUCGCAUCAAAGGCAGAAAGCACAGGUUCCUCAAAGAAGGCGGAGCAAGAGAAAACGUCCAAAAGGCGUUUGUGCUCAACUUACAAGACCUCGUCUGAGACGCCUUCCAGCACACCUGUCAAAGGCAAGAAGGCCAGCAGUGCUAAAGAAAAGAGUGGGAAUACCAAGAAAAGCACCUCAACACCCAGUGGGACUCCAGCCAAAACAAAGGAGGCCAAUAAGCCUAUAGAUGGGACACCGCAACACAAGCCAUGUGCCCGCACCACACCUCAGUCCUCAGCCUCUCCCUCACCAACUACAAAGAAGACUUCCAGCGUCGCAGAGAAAGACAAAGGCUCCAUGAGCAGCCGGAAACGACUGGUGGAACGGAGCUACAGCAGGGAUUCUAUGCACACCAGCCCCCUGGCCGACAGCCUCCGCAGCACCUCCAUAGCCCGCUCGCUCUCCAAGAGCGGCGAAAGCACCCGACUUGAAAGGAGGUCGGUGAGAAGCUCCAGCAGCAGCUCCUCCGUCACCAGCCUGCGUUCGCCGAGCGUCUCCACCCGGGAUCUGCAGCGCAGCGGCAAGUCGGAGGAAAAAGGCCUGUCGUUCUUCAAGAGCGCCCUCCGACAAAGAGAGAGCCGCCGGUCGGCCGACUUGGGGAAGAGCUCCUUGCUCGCCAAAAAGGCCUCGGAGAGGAUGUGCAAGCCGAACGCUCAGGCCAAGGAGACCGGCGCCGACGGGAAGACGGGGGACGCCGCCCUUUCAAAGGCGCCCGCAGAGACUCACAGAGGGGAGACAAAGUCAGAGACAAAGGAGUCUUCCAAGCCCUCCAGCUCGCUCAGUCGCACUCUGUUAAAUGUAGGCAAGUCCAAGUCUUCCACUUCUGAAGUGAGUCUGAACUCCCCCACCAACGGGAAGAAGCCUCUGCAAAGGAUGGCGUCUUCCCGAAAGCUGUCUUCAAGCAUGCAAUCUCCUGCACGUAUAACACAGAGGCCUCAAUGAUACGAUAUCCACAGUAGGCAAAUCCAUUCAACUUCCAUAAUGCAGCUGUUUUUUUGUGCCUAGGUUUCAGUGAGCGGCAGACGGCAGGAUUUGUAAAGAGACAUUUUUGAUGUUAUUCCUCUUUUAAAACUGGCUACAGAAAACUACAGAAACGACGGCCUUGAGGUUUGAAUGUCGGCCGCCGACUGAGUAGUUGCAGCGUGCGUUGCUUAGAUGGGCUUUCGAUGGAAGCGACAAAGCGCAGUGGUCAGGCGAGACAGCGUCCAGCCUGACGCCGCCCUGCCGCACACGGAGGCAUUCGGCUGCUGCACGGCGCAGUGUGCGACAGCCGACACACCUCUACUGGAAUCUGAAAAUCCUCUUAUUCCUCCUUCGUUUUGUUUUUUUUCCAAAUGCUUCAGCUGAAAAGUAAAGCAAAUAAGGGUUAGUCGGCUCAUUCACCUCGCGUGGCGUACAAGAAAAACCCGUUGAACCGAUUUUAAAUAGUCUUUUUCCAGUAAUGACGGCGGUUGAUGCUUGAAACCGCUUUGCCAAUUCCCGACAGAUGCGUGACAUUAAUAUUAGUCUCCGGACAAAUAUUGACACGUGCACUCUAUUACGAAUGAGUUCUCUUCAGUAUAAUUGUGGCUGAGUUGUAGUAGUUUGUAAAUAAAAGUCAAUCAGAUUUAUCAGUGAGAAGUAAAACUUACAAAUUGAAACGAAUGUUACAAUAUUUCUAAACUUUAUUUUUGUUUAAUACUAGGAGUUUUUUGAUAGUGAUGUAUUUUAUUAAAUAGUUAUGAAAUGAACUACAUUUAUUAUGAAAGGGACGUUGUGUUUUGGAAUGGAACCCUUUAAAUUUCAUUAUAUAUAUAUUCAUUAUAUAAUACAUAGGCAAAUAUCUAUAUGUCCAACCUGGAUGUGGCUCACGCUAAUGUAAUGCGUCGAAGCGAGAUGAAAACGAUCUUAAGCGCCUUUCGAUUUUGUCGGUGGAAGCGAGUGACGGCGUAUUAUUCAUGCAUCACGGAGGGGAAGUUGUGUUGUUCGCACUUUUUGGAGAGUUGAUUUAAGUUUCGGAGCCCGAUGAAACAAUAGUCGCAAUAAAUCCCGAACGUGACGCGUGAUCGAAGGCCCUUCAGAGAGACGCCGGUUCCAUUGAACGCUGGUUUUUGGAGGCUGGCGCCUCGUGCCGUCGUCGCGCUGAAUUACGUUGCACAGAGAACGAUUCCUUUGAUUCGGUUCAACCCCGAGGCUGAGGUAAAUGGCGCGAACGAGAAAAGAGAAACCAUCUCGGUGUUAUAAUAGACACGUCAACCGCAGCUCAAUUCAGCCGUUUGAUUCAGCCUCGUUCACCUUUAUGACAGGAUGGAACUCACCUGAAUCGCUUGGAUAAACUGCCAGUAGAUGCACACACACACACGUGCAUAUUUAACACCCCCCCCACAGCAGCAUCGGGCCUUAGACUUGAAAUGGUAAAAUGGUACAUUCAUCUCAACCUUUCAGGGUUCAGCCCUACACCUGGUGCUUCUACAGACCACUGCUCCUCUGGCUGCAUUGUUUGUUCACCGAGCACGAGCCGAACCCUGACCACUCACUUCAGUGAACUAGAAGCCCGUCGGCGGCGUUUAUCUCAACCGGCCGCGCCUCCGCUGGAGAGGCCGGCGCUUUGUUCCGCACUUUUUUUCCCCUUCUUUAUCAGGCUGAAACAGAACAUUUGUAAUGAGCUACUUAAUUAAUCCCACAACUUCAUUCCCAUUGUCUCCCAGCAGUUGUCCAGCUAUCGGGCAGCGUUGUAGCGUUGCAGUAGUCGGGGCCAGAGGCAGUGAAGCGGCCACGUUGGCUGCUGGAGGUUUAUUAUUGUGGAAACGCUCUACCUGUAGUUUCAUACUUUAUAUACCAGCAUAGUGUAUGUUGUAUGUUACAUCCAAGCAUUAGUAAGCAGUUCUCAAGCAUUAACAUAAUGGUUGACUUUGAGCUUUCUCUGUAGCAUCUACCAGGUUUACAUUGGUUCUCAGAUGGUUUUGGAGGACGCACCACUUAAUGUAAACCAUCAGGGUUGUUACUCUGUGAGCAGCAAACGUUCUACGCGGCAUUUGCUGCAAGCCUGACUCCCCUGUGGUGUUUUACUUUACUUUUAACUGCGGUGUGUUGAGAAGACUGGCUUUGCCCCAUAAACAACAGGCAUAAGUUAUGCAUCGCUUUGCUCCAGUGCUUUUCACUACUUAAGCAAUACUGAUUAACACUGAAAUGACCUUCAGUGACCUAACAUUAGAGCAGCGUCCUCAGAGGGAACUAUGGAGCUUCGAUGAGCUACGUGAUCAGACGUAGGGAACCUGUGCUACAAGAGCACUCAGUGCAGAACUCUUUAAACGAAGACUCGCCACCGAUGGCGUCACAGACGUAACAUCCUUAUGGUUUCACCCCAGUGGUCCUCCUGUAGCUGCUCUUUUCUACGUAACGUGACCCAUCAGGAACCUCUGCAUGGCACUUUGGAUCAAAGCAGGGGACGUUUGUGUGGUUUUCUUCUUUUGACGUUCACUUCUUCAUGUUUGCGUGUUGUAAAUGUCUGUAAUUAGGCUCUAGUGGUUGGUGAGCAUUUCAGAGCUGGAUCAUGCCAUUAUUCCUGUGAGCAGUGGAUCAUCCAGACAUGUAGCCAAACCCCAGUGCAUUAGAAUGUGGUUCCCCUUCACUUUAGCUCUCUAGGGCAUUAAACAGAGAUUAGUAGUCAGUCGUACUGUAUAUUCCUUCCACUAUAUAAGAGGAGUCGUACCUUGAGACCAUAUCGCAUCCAACCAAACUUUUUAAAACCGAACUAAAAUGAAAUGUGCAGCCUUCUUCUCUUGUGUUUGUAUCCACCACACUGCCUGUUUUAAUUUCACAGCGUGUAAGAUUAGAUUGGGUUGGAUGGAGUCGGGCGGUCUGUGGCGCCUCACCACGUUUGUGCAGAGGCCGGUGUAGAGCUUUGAUUUCUGUGGCAUCGCUCGGGUCCUGUCGUCGUCUCAGGAACCUGCUCACGUGGUGACGAACCCAACCUCUAAUUGCUGUCUCCCAGUCAUGAGCCUGCUGUGACCAGCACACGGUCGUUCGGAACCGAAUCGUUUGGCGCUCGCUAAUUAGAAGAAUCGCGGUUACGUAGAGUCAAAUAUCCAGUCAGCCCAAACACAAGAUGUCUUCUUACGUGUGUUAGUCUGCUACCUGAGCUUUCCUCCCUGCAGUAGUAGUGUACAGAAUUAAGGGUAAGGAAGGAAUGCAGCGAUGCAUGACGACGCUAAUGCAUGUCUUUCAUUAACUAUGCAAGAGUCUGCAGCCGUGUACAGUAGAGCAGAGCAUGGCUGGUAUGUUAUGUUGCUUGUUUUGCACACUCUCCUGAUGUUUUUCAACUGUAAAUCACAAAAUAUGUCACAUGUAUAGUUGUAAGGAUUGAUCUUAAAGUCUUAUCUAUAUGAACUAUUAACUUCUUGCGUCGUACGAUGUAACGUUUCUGUUCUCCUUUUGGUUUUGCUCCGGGUGCUCCUUUCUUCAGCGUCGGUUAUUCUUUUUGUACACCAGCUGUUGUACACCAGCAAAGACAAUACUAUGGAUGCGAUAAUCUGUGUGUGUGUGUAUGUGUAUGUGUCGGUGUGUGUCCCGUCCAUUCACGUAGGUACCAACAGCUGGCGAACCCGCAAAAUGCAUCAUCCGCCUCCAAAUUGUGGUCAGUCUGUGAUAAAUGCAAUUAAAACAAAUGUAUAGCUGAAUGCAAUAAAUAACAGUAGAUUUAUAGUUUUCUAUUACAGUAUUAAUUGACCCUCACAGUCAAAUGUAAAUGUUAAGUUUCUUAUCAUUACCUUGAUUGCCGUCAAACAUCAGCUUUAAAGCAGGCGACACUUUUCUGUGGUACUAAAACCUUCAUCCGGUUCUUGCAGCGGCGUCUCUGCAGAAGGUGAUCGGGAUCAGACUCUGAAUGUCGUGACACAGAUGAUGUGCUAUUGUGAGCAGAGUAGCAAUUCGUUCUCAAGGCGAAAUCAUUAAUUAAUGUGCUCAUCUGCAGCUUUGCAGAUGAGCUUGUACGUGGUUUUUCCCUUCAUGUACAAGCUUUUCUCUCUACAGAUGUGUAAACACUACACACGUGAAAGGAUCAUUUUUUAGAAGCCUUAAACAAAAAUUGUAAACCGUAGGUUGAGUCUUUAGACGAUACAGAAACUAAAGAUCUCCAUCAUGAAUGUCAUGAGCCUCAUUUUGUUUUUAAGCUAACAGAAAAGUAACACUAUUGUGCAACUUGAACAUGUUUCUCAUCGGACCAGUUUGUCUUUUCCUUGUAUUUUUUUAAAAGUGUCAUUGAUGAAGCGUUUUGUAAAAUACUCAAUGCUUUAUUGCCAUUGUGCGAUUGUUAUUGACAUCCGCAUUGUCUGAACUGGCCUGAAGCUUUUUUUAUAAUUUUCUAUUCGGGAAUCUAAUAGCGUUUGUCUGUUUUUAUAACAGCUGAACAAUCUGACGGUUUAGUAGGUUAUUAUACUGUGUCAUAGUCUUCCAUGUUAAUUUAUUUUCUCUCUUGUUUUCAUAUAUGCACUUUUUUUUUUUUAUUUCUCCAAAUGGACAAAUCUGUACAUACGUUGUUGGUUUAUCCAUGCAAGUACGAACCUUAAAAUCAGAUUAAAAACAUUUUAGCUGC
This is a messenger RNA of Betta splendens (Siamese fighting fish), 9254 nucleotides long. It is a transcript of the gene usp31, whose product is annotated as ubiquitin specific peptidase 31. Gene Ontology annotation, biological process: protein deubiquitination. Lineage: Eukaryota; Metazoa; Chordata; Actinopteri; Anabantiformes; Osphronemidae. Gene Ontology annotation, molecular function: cysteine-type deubiquitinase activity. The transcript is spliced from 16 exons. The record is from RefSeq and is a predicted model, not a curated record. Bases 755 to 4624 code for a protein of 1289 amino acids.